Molecule: messenger RNA, 618 nt
Organism: Phycomyces blakesleeanus NRRL 1555(-)
Lineage: Eukaryota; Fungi; Mucoromycota; Mucoromycetes; Mucorales; Phycomycetaceae
Exons: 5
Coding region: 1-618 (205 amino acids)
Source: RefSeq, a predicted model, not a curated record
AUGGACAGCAAACUGACAUCCCGACUAGAUUUGCUUGCAGACAAUACUCUCUCCAUCAUAUUUGAACGCAACAAACUAAAGGAUCUAAAACUCAAUUACGAAAAGUAUGAAGCGACUAUCAACAAAAAUUUGGCUAAAUUGAAAGAAGGCAUAAAGACUCUCGAACAACAAUUGUCAGCAGAAGAAGAAACCGGAGCUACGAAUACAAAUGACGAUGAAGACAAACUUGUGCAAAUUCAAGUCAAGCUGAAUAAAUUAGAAGUUCUGCUUGGUGGUGAUGAAGCAUCUGCAAGAGAUAUUUUGCUUGGAAAUAAACGCGGCAAGACAGUACGGUUUUCAUCGCCUCAUAUGGAAGUUGAUCCAAGUGAUCUUGAGAAUGGUCAGAUUCUCCAAUUGCAGCAACGAGUAAUCCAAGAUCAGGAUGAUGAUUUGGACCAACUGUCACUUGUUAUUGGCCGUCAUCGAGAACUAGGACUAUUGAUUGGAGAUGAACUGGAAUCUCAUGCACAAUUGAUUGAUGAGACCGAAAUAAUGGUUGAUCGGACGGAUGCCAGACUGAGAAAGGCCAAGAAAAAGUUGGAUUAUGUGGGUAGAAAGGUCAAGGACAACAGUAAGUAA